Molecule: messenger RNA, 1248 nt
Organism: Meloidogyne enterolobii
Lineage: Eukaryota; Metazoa; Nematoda; Chromadorea; Rhabditida; Meloidogynidae
Source: the annotation of a GenBank genome assembly
AUGAGUGCCAAUGCGCAGCAGCAGCGACCACUUUGUCGCUAUUUUGCCAGCAAUAUUUGCUUCAAGGGGGACAACUGCGAAUUUUCUCAUGAUCGUAAUGCAAAGCCGGAUUUGGUUUGUCGUUAUUAUCUGCAGGGUGCUUGUGCAUAUGGGAGUAGAUGCAGGUUUGAUCAUGUUCGAGCAGCACAGAAAGCAGCAGUUCCCAACGUUCAAACUUGUUCACUUGAAAAGAUUUCUCCCGCUUCUAAAACGCCUCCAAAGCCUUCGGCCAAAUUGUCAAUCAAUAGCAAGCCUUUUGUGCCGGCUCCAAUUCCUGCGUCGAAUCCAUGGAAUAAAAAUGCUCCUCUGAACAGUUUUCAUAAUGAUUUGGGUUUCGAGCUUGAAUUAAUUAACGGGCCUGAUAUUGGAUGCUCAUCAAAUGAUUUGUGUUCAACCUCUGUUCAGAAAACGCAGAAAGUUGAUCUUGCUAAUGUGCCGCUAUGUCCAUAUUUUGAAGUGGGCUUAUGUCAAGAUGGCGAUUUUUGCCGUUUUGUGCAUGGUAUUCAAUGUGAUAUGUGUCUAUUGAAUAUUCUCCAUCCUCAUAAUGAAGAUCAACGUAAAAUUCAUCGUCACAAUUGUCUUGAGCAACACGAACGUGAUAUGGAAGCAGCUUUUGCUGAUGCUCGUUCUGCUGACAAGCAAUGCGGUAUUUGUAUGGAAUUAAUUGCAGAAAAAGAUUUGCGUUUUGCUAUUCUUCAAAAUUGCAACCAUUGCUUUUGUUUGGAGUGUAUUCGAAAAUGGAGAAAACAGCAUAAUAAUAUGGAACAAGAAGUUGAAGCAAAAACUGUCCGCGCUUGUCCAGAAUGUCGAGUGCAUAGCGAUUAUGUUAUUCCGUCUAAAACUUGGAUUGAAGAUAAAGACGAAAAGGAGAAAUUGAUCAAAAUCUUUCAUGACAAUACUAAAAAGAUCCAAUGCAAGUACAUCAAAGGAAGCGAUGUUGAUAGCUGUCCAUUUGGCAAUAAGUGCUUUUAUAAACAUCAAAUGCCAGAUGGAACAAUUGUUGAAGGAAAAUCGCCGCGUACUUUGCGAAGAGAGCAGCGUGUCUUUGCUCAUCAUUUUGAACUUCUCGAAUUUAUGAUAGUUUCUUUGUCUGAUGAUUCGGAUGAUGGCGGCCUUGAUUUCAGCUGGUAUUAAAGAACUAUUUUGGUGGGUUUGGUAUAAAAAUAUUUUUUUAUUAACUUUUCUUGAAUGCGCAUUUUUUGUCUUUCU